AUGACCACACAGCUGCUCGCUACUGAGCUAGCGAAUCUCAUCCAGGAGAGCAAGCGGAAGCACAAUGACUUGCGACAGGCCGCUGAAAAGUCUCUGGAAGACUUGAAACUACUUGGUUCCAUUCCUGAGAAUGCCGUUUCUGAUCAAUUAUCAGCGAGGAUCAAUUUCGUCAACCCGUUCAUUAUUGCUUGCGGAACUAAAAAUGCAAAGUUUACCAGCAUUGCCAUCGUGUGCCUGCAGAGGCUUAUUGUUGCCAGUGCGCUGCCGCGAUCCAAGCUCAACCAAGUUCUCGAUGCCUUAAUGCAAGCUUCGUCCGCGGCUCUAGACGUCCAACUGAAAAUCCUGCAAGCGUUGCCGUCGCUUCUUCAAAACUACGCUGCUGAACUUCAGGGCGAACUGCUUGUGACAACGCUCAACAUUUGCUUCAUUUUGCAGAGCAGCAAAAAUGCAAUUGUCAACAACACAUCCGCGGCUACACUGCAGCAGCUUGUAGUAGCGGUCUUUGACAAGGUUGUUACAGAAGAUGAAGCUGCCUCCAAUGAGCCGUUUGUUGGCGACGCUGCUACUGCCACUGGCAAGGUCGAACUGCGUGCCGCAGCCCUCGACGCCUACAGAAUAUUCAAUGACCUCUGUCUUCUCACCGAGAACCAGAGACCAGAAUACAUGCGCUUCGCCGGUCUUCCUCAAACCUUUGGGCUGGAGCUGAUCGAAUCUGUCAUCACUAACCACGGCGUCUUAUUAGCCAAGCACCCCGAACAAGUGCAAGUACUGAGAGUGCGCGUUAUGCCUCUGCUCGUGAGCGCCCUCAAAGGGAAACCUACAUUCUCUACCUCGGUCAGACUAGUUCGCAUCUUGUACACUUUGCUACGUCGUCACAUUAGUCUUCUACCGACAGAAUGUGGCGAAGCGCUCGAUAUCCUGACUCAUUUGAUGGACCAUGAUUCGUUGCUGUGGAAGAGAGCCCUAUGUAUGGAAGUAUUCCGCGGGCUCUUUGCGGAGCACGCCCUGAUACGAGAAAUAUAUGCCCUGUACGACGCCAAGAAGGGAGAGAAGGAUGUCUUCAAGGCACUUGUUGCCAUUUUUGUCCGUCUCGGCACCGAGAAACCUGCCGUCAUAGGGCUAAGUCACCAAUCUACAAUUCCAGCAUCUGACAAUCGCGACGGCCAGGAUGCCUCUGAUCAGGCCGUUCUGGAAGCCAGUGGCGUUAGUGGCAUCAUGAGUGGCACGUCUGGCACAGAAACUUCCCAUGUUGGCAUCAGCUCUAAAUGGAGUACUAUUCGUAUUCCUUGCAUCGACCAACUGGAUAAAACCGAACCGCCUCCUAUCCCCGAAACAUACGUGUACAGCUUGAUCCUGGCGUGCAUUUCGUCCCUCUCUGAUGGUCUUGCCAAAUUCAUUCUCCCGCUUACAGUUUCCAAUGAUAACAGGAGCCGCCGCAAGGUCUCUCCACAAGAAUCAGACAGGGACUCGCCGAAGCCGCAACACCUAGAUACCGAAAGCACGACAGUUCGAACUAGGCCAGAGCGAUCGGCAUCAUUUAAGAAGAAUCCGAUCCCUGUUAAUCCACUCACGCUUGAAAGCCAUCCUUUGCACUCCGAGGUCAUGAUAUGUUCUUCUAUUGUGGAUGAAUGCUGGCCGGCCAUCCUGGCUACAUGCUCCAAUUUUCUCUAUGCUUCGCUGGAUUCAGAGUACUACCAUGGACUCGUUCGAGCCUUCCAACGCUUUGCUCAUGUCGCCGGGUUGCUUCAGCUCGCAACUCCGAGAGACGCCUUUUUGACAACGCUCGGAAAGUCAGCCGUACCGCCAUAUGUACUGACGGCUUGUCUCAACGCUGGACAAUCCCGGUCAAUUACACCUGGCACGAUCCCGGAGAGUCCCGCCUCCACCAUUUUCAGCAACGCGAGAGGUCUUCUAAGCGUCGAGUCCCUACAAAGCCCCCAAACAGCAGAGAAACAGCGUCAAGUCGGCGCAGAUGUUACCAGUGCAUCGCUAAAUACCCGGAACCUUCUCUGCCUACGUGCUCUUUUGAAUCUUGGAAUCGCACUCGGACCGACACUGGGCACGUCGUGGAGCAUCAUCCUCGAAACAUUACAACAGGCUGAUCUUGUCUUAUUCUCCACGAGCAAGGGUUCGAUGCGGUCUCCAUCCAUCAGCAGAGCUCCUGAGCAGGGAAUCGAGAAUGAACACAACUCAUUAAUGGCAAAUUUCAGCCACGAAGUGCGCUCUGUCGAAACUGCUGCAUCCAGACUGUUUGAAAGCACAAUUGACUUCCCCGACGAACAAUUUGCUCAUGUGAUCCAAUCUAUUUGCGGAUUGUUGACUGUGCAGCUUUCCACGGACAGCACACAAGCGCAACCGCAAACAAAAGCGCCACUCAAGCCUGGCCAGGGUCACCACAGGCGUGUACUCAGUUUUUCCAACCAAACAGUCACAGACACCAACCAGGAACUGUUGUUUGCUUUGGCUAAGCUUGGCGAAAUUGCAUCCAUUAACUCGGAAAGGUUGUUGACGAGUGACCCGGACAAAUCCGGUUGGAAUCUGCUUAUUGCCCAACUGAGCGCCACUCUUGACUCAACCACGAUGAGCGCAUCCGUUCGCAUAAGGGCAGCGGAAGUUCUGGCAAGAUUCAUGCUUGAAUCUGGUAGUAUAGCAGCCAACUUGCCAGAGAAGCUGCGCGGCCCCAUUCAACUCCGUCUUCUCGGGGGAUUGCGUGACUCGCUGGCAGCCCUAGGGGAAAAGAAACGUCAAGACUCUGUUGCUGGCAACGCAACGGAUCUAGAAAUCCACCGCGUUAUACUUGAAGGACUCCGCCAAAUCCUCGAGAAUCACGGUGAAAGCUUAGUGGAGGGCUGGGAUGUUGCCUUUGAAAUCAUCGGCAGCGUGUUUGUGGCCAGCGAUACAAUCCCGGAAGAUGGGAGGGACUCGAGUAAAGUAAUUGGGACUAGGUCAUCGAAGCUGGUACGCUCUGCGUUCGGUUCGCUGCAACUCAUCUGCUCCGACUUUUUGGCUUCACUUCCUAAUGGCUGUUUCUUGAACCUUGUCGAUGCAUUGUACAAUUUCAGCUCGCAAGACGAUGAUCUAAAUAUUGCCUUGACGACUGUUACCUUUUUCUGGAUAUUAUCCGACUUUUUGUCGGGUCAUUCGAAGUCGCUAGAAAUCACCGAAGAGCUGAUGAGAGAUGUUGGCUCUACAAGUCUAGCGAAGCUUGCUGCAAAUAGCGACGAUAAAAGUUCCUCUGCAGCGCUUUGGCUGCUGCUGCUACAACGUCUCACAGCCGUAAGCUCCGAUACUAGGCUUGAGCUUCGCAACAGUGCCAUACAGACCUUGCUUCGCAUUUUUGAUGCGUAUGGGGAUCACCUCACCCCAGAGGCGUGGUCCAUGUGUAUCAAGUCUGUCUUGUUCAGACUUCUGUCCUCGCUUCAAGAUGAAUUGGAAUCUGCGAGCGAGGUUGGAACUGACGGCACCCGCCAUGAAUGGCACGACACCUCAGUUGUCGUUCUUAAUGGGAUAUCUGCUCUCUUGGCCAACUACCUUGAUGUACUCACAGUGCAUCCGUCUUUCAAUGAGCUGUGGAAGGAACUCUUGAAGCAUUUCGCAAAGCUGCUCGACUUUGAAGUUCUGACCAUUAAUACUGCAACCUUCAAAGCACUAGCCCAUAUGCUAGCACAAGCGAAUGAAGAUCGGAAAGCGAAAUUCGAUGAAGCUGCGGUCGAUAUGGCCUGGGAGCUGUGGGCGCGAGGCGUACCUGCUGCUCAGAAACGCGAAGCAAAGGGGGAAGACAACCAAGGCUGUCUGCUGGCACAUGUCGGAUCUUUGACAGAGAUCUAUCAACUGAUGCAGGCGAAACUUACAGUGGAGAGAGUCGAGAGAAUUCUGACUUUACUUCAUGCAUCGGCCCAGGAGGCUUCGUUUGGUUCGUUGGCAUCGGAUCUGGAUAACCUGACGCCGCUUCAAUCUAAAAUCAUGGAGGCAGUCAAGAUGAUACGAACCGACGUGGACGGAGUUCCGGCUGCGAUGUUGUCACAUACCUCGAAACUUGCUACGCUGGCGUUCGAGCAAGACCUAAGUCAGGAGCAGAAACCUAAGCGCACCUUUGUUGCCUUGUCAAGAGCGAGCAUAUCCUUCUUGGAAUUGGUAGCAUUGAAGCAUGCAGCGGACCGGGACAUAUACAACACUGGGUCGUUUGCGACGGCCCUCGCAGCACUUUGCAAACCGAUAUCAUUGAAAUACAGCUUCCCGCUGACGACCAAAGCAGUCCAGCCGUGGAGAAUGGCGACGUUGUCUUCCCUUGCCGUGUUGGAGGCUGCUUUGCCACAAUUGAAGGAUCUAAAGGUCGCGAAAGAGACUGCACAGCAUGUCUGGUUCAAUGUUGCACGCCUUGGCGAUAGCAUCCUGAGUGCUGAUUGCGACGACGCUGUAGCCGGAACUAGUUUUGCUGCUGAUGAGGAAUUUGACAUUGAUUCUUUCAAGAGAUUACGCGAUCUUAUCAUACCGGAUCUCGGUGCAGAAGAAGUUGCCGACAAAGCCAGAAAAGCUGUUGCCUCGAGCCUCUUCAAAACAUCCAUCAUCCAUGCACCCACGGAUGCUGACUACGAAAUCAUUAACGGAGAAGGUGGGAUUGGACUUUCUGCGCUCUACGAGACACGAACGGGUCGAACCGUAUUUGUGCCCCCUACACGCCGGAGCAAAAUCGCCUAUGUUGCGUUUGAAGAGCUCUUUGCCCUGGUAACGCAAGAGGACGCCGACCAGUCCUCCAAAGCACAGCAAAAGAAAAAGGGCGAAGCAACGAAGGAUGCCCCGCCACUAUCCGCGAGAGCCCGCAUUGCCGCCUCAGUGGCGCCAUUCUUCAUUCUGCGGUGCGCUCUCACUUUGCGCGCCUACGUGGCCGACCAGCCGCUACGAGGCCAGAUGCCGCAGCCUCUGAGCCAGAGACGCGAGCUGCUGUGGACGCUGCAGAGGCUCGUCCGUCUGCAUAGCGAGUCGGCUGCCAUACCGGCCCUGACGGGGGCGCACAGUACGAAUCGAAAGCAUCUGCUGCGGCUGUACCCGCUGCUGGUCAAGGGGUUAGUCGCAGGAGGCGAUGAUAAGGUAUUGGGGUUGCUCAGGGAAGCGCUGGACGUGAUAGGUGGAGAGAUGGGCAUUGCUUAG
This is a messenger RNA of Cordyceps militaris CM01, 5148 nucleotides long. Its product is annotated as endosomal peripheral membrane protein. Lineage: Eukaryota; Fungi; Ascomycota; Sordariomycetes; Hypocreales; Cordycipitaceae. The coding region runs from base 1 to 5148 and encodes 1715 amino acids. The record is from RefSeq and is a predicted model, not a curated record. The transcript has 6 exons.